UGGUCGAUGCAGGCCAGCGGCUCAAUUGUGAAAACUCUCCCGACCAGCCGAAAAUGACCCUGACGGCUCGUCGAAUUCUCCAAGUUAUGCCUACGCCCAGCAUGGGGUGGGGCCCCAGAAAAGCCCCGUCUCGCUGACGAAGUGCGUAAAACGCUGUUGUUACAGUGCCAUGUCUUUCAUCAGCACAGCAGAUUCGACAAUGACUACUUUCUUUCACUCCAAUCGAACUUCAACGCAUUCCAGAACCUAGAGACACACUACGUCAACCGAAGCUAUGGCGGGAGCAACGAUAUGGUCAAGCCCAUACUUAUGGGCGAUUGUUGGCCUCAUCAGUAUCAGCAUAUAUCGCUUGUUGCAAGUAGGCAAACGCGACCCUCGAAUGCCACCCGGUCCACCAACCAUACCAGUCUUGGGGAAUGCUCAUCAGAUCCCUCGCACUGGCCUUUACAAGCAAUUUCGAGAAUGGGCCAAGGAGUAUGGCCCCAUCUUCAGUCUCAAACUUGGUCCCGCCAACGUAGUUGUGCUUUGCGAUCGAAAGGCAAUCCACAAACUCCUAGUAGAGAAGGGUGCCAUAUACUCCGAUCGUCCAGACAGUUAUGUCGGCCACCUGUUGACAAAAGGCGAUCAUCUGGCUAUCUCACAAAUGGACCCGCUUUGGAGAGAAAAGAGAAAGGUCAUUGCGCAUAACUUUUCCCCUAAGCCUCUGGAUGAGAAGCACUUCCGCGUGCAAGAAGCAGAAGCCACAAUCCUUAUGAAUAACCUCUUGACUAAUCCCGAGGACUUUUUCCAACAAAUCAAGAGGUAUACAGCGUCAGUCGUUAGCUCGAUCACGUAUGGGUAUCGUGGAGAAACCCCCGACUCGUUCUGGGCCCAGGGCGUGUACGAUGUUAUGGACAAGUGGACGGCCGCGAUGGAGCCUGGAGCCAAUCCUCCAGUGGACGAAUUCAAGUUCUUGCAAUGGGUCCCUGCCUCCAUGUCAUUCUGGAAGCGUCGAGCCAUCGAAGCUGGCUCCGUGAUGGACAAUGUUUGGGGAGAAGCACGACGGAGAAUUGACGAGAGGAGGGCAAAGGGCGAACGACGAAACUGCAUCAUUGACGCUCUCCUCGAUGAGUACGACAAGAAGGGAGGGAUGCCCUUCUCCAAACACGGAUUUGACAACCUCAUGGGUGAGCUGAUUGAAGGUGGUGCAGACACGACGGCAGCUCAGCUUCUUACUCUGAUUCUUGCUUUUGGGCUGUAUCCAGAAGUCCAGAAAAAGGCGAGGAAGGAAAUUGACGCUGUCUGCGGCACCGAGAGGGCUCCCCUAUGGUCUGAUUUCGAGAAGCUACCGUACAUCAACUCUAUCGUGAAGGAAGGAAUGAGGUGGCGGCCUGUUGCUGUAACUGGUCUACCUCACCGAGUCAGAGAAGAUGACUUCUACGAGGGCAUGUUCAUCCCUAAGGACACUACCCUUUUCCUACCUACCUGGGCGAUGCAUCACUCCGACAACAUCUACGCGGACCCGGAAACGUUCAACCCUGAUCGAUAUAUCAAUCAUGAAAAGUUGGCCAGCGACUAUGCUGGAAGUCCUGACUGGGCAAAUCGAGAUCACUAUAACUAUGGUGCCGGUCGACGCGUUUGUCCCGGCAUGCAUCUCGCAGAGCGCAACAUGUGGCGUAUUGCAGCGAAGCUACUCUGGGCUUUCGAAUUCUCUGAAUAUGUUGAUCCCCGAACUGGAGUUAAGACGCCAUUGGAUGCCCAGGCAUACAACCCAGGUAUUCUUCAAGCGCCACUGCCUUUCAAAAUCGCCAUCAAACCCAGAAGCGAGAAGCACAUUGAACGUAUCAACCAGGAGAUGUCGGAGGCACUGGACUUUUUGAAACAAUAUAGUUGAGAAGGUCCACGAAAGAGUUAUUGGAGAGUACUCUUGACUUUCGAGUGCACGUCACUUCUGGAGGAAUCUUUGCAUUUCUGAUGGUUGCAUUCAGUCAAACCAGAUCCCAUCGGGCCUCCGUGGCGUGUCAGCAUAAUUAGUCCGAGCCAACCACAAUUGCCCCGAAACUCAUAAUUCCGGGUGACCCAUGCUGCAAAGUCCCUCUGAAAUUCCAGGCCGGGUCGGAAAUACCCCUUAUAUCGUUGGGCUAGACCACGCUUGGACUCCCUGGUGGACACCCAGUACCUGAAAUCGUCCCAAUCGCUUGCUUGGGAGACGUCGCGGGGUC
Molecule: messenger RNA, 2201 nt
Organism: Exophiala viscosa
Lineage: Eukaryota; Fungi; Ascomycota; Eurotiomycetes; Chaetothyriales; Herpotrichiellaceae
Product: putative cytochrome P450 oxidoreductase
Exons: 8
Coding region: 275-1873 (532 amino acids)
Molecular function (GO): heme binding; iron ion binding; monooxygenase activity
Source: RefSeq, a predicted model, not a curated record